AUGUGUUAUUUUCGUUGGAUUGAUACUAUGCGUACCGUCCAGACUAAUAAUUAUAGCAACGGUCAUGAACUUGAACCACUGAUUAUAGAGUCUGAUGUGUCAAAGAAUGCCACCAGGCUAGCACUUACUAUGAACUAUCAAUCACGGGCAGCAGUCAAGGUUACGAUAAAGUUGGGCCUGUUUGAAUCUGUGACUAAUGGAUUGCCGCAUUGGGAUUGGUGUUCCCCGGACUGCAACCCGGUGAAAGAAGCAUCGUCGGCCCUUCGAUUCUCCCCAUAUGCAUGUCUGCCUUUAGCUUAUAUCAGUCCGAUCAUCUCUUCCCCCAGUCCUCCCACAAUCUGGAUGAGUUCUACUCCGGACUCAUCGGGUUCGUCAACGCAAGAGAUGGAUUUCGGCGGAACCCGAUCUGGGGACAGAUAA
Molecule: messenger RNA, 420 nt
Organism: Aspergillus eucalypticola CBS 122712
Lineage: Eukaryota; Fungi; Ascomycota; Eurotiomycetes; Eurotiales; Aspergillaceae
Exons: 4
Coding region: 1-420 (139 amino acids)
Source: RefSeq, a predicted model, not a curated record